Melampsora larici-populina 98AG31 is the source of this 1371-nucleotide messenger RNA. RefSeq lists its product as uncharacterized. Gene Ontology annotation, biological process: cytoplasmic translational initiation. Gene Ontology annotation, cellular component: eukaryotic translation initiation factor 3 complex, eIF3m; cytoplasm. Gene Ontology annotation, molecular function: protein binding; RNA binding; translation initiation factor activity. The transcript has 7 exons. The record is from RefSeq and is a predicted model, not a curated record. The coding region runs from base 180 to 1190 and encodes 336 amino acids. Lineage: Eukaryota; Fungi; Basidiomycota; Pucciniomycetes; Pucciniales; Melampsoraceae.
GCUCAACUUUGACUCACCACAAGUUUUAGAAAAAACCGAUACCAAACCGAAUACAUCCAUCCAUCAAUCGAUUAUCGGUUCACGUUCAUUGUAUCAAUCAAUCAAAAGAAAAUUCAUAAACACAUCGAUCAGUUCAACAAACUUUUUUCUGAAUCGUCUUUGAAUUUCAUACAAAAAAAAUGAGACCAAUCCUACUUUCAGGUCACGAAAGAUCUUUAACACAAGUGAAAUACAAUCGAGAAGGAGAUCUAUUGUUUUCGUGUUCAAAAGACCAUAUAAUAAACGUUUGGUAUACACAUAAUGGAGAAAGACUUGGAACAUAUAAUGGACAUAAUGGAACGGUUUGGUCUGUAGAUGUAGAUUCUAAAUCAGAGUAUCUUGUUUCUGGAUCGGCUGAUAAUUCAAUGAGACUUUGGAGAGUAGCUACAGGUGAAUGUUUGAAAGCUUGGGAAUUUCCAACAGCUGUCAAACGAGUGUCUUGGAGUGAAGAUGAUUCGAAAGUGACAUUAGUGACUGAACAACGAAUGGGUCACCAGGGUGCAGUACGAGUCUUUGAAAUCACACGUGAUGGAAGUCCACAGUCCGAUGAGCCUACUUUGAUGUUCAGUCCGGUUGGAUCAAAAGCUAUGGUAGUUGCUUUCUCAUUCCUAGAUAAAUAUCUUAUCACAGGACAUGAGAAUGGAAAGGUAGCCUUAUGGGAUGCUGAGAGUGGUGAAGAGGUGAUUUCGAGAGAAAAGAAUCAUUUGGGAUUGAUCACGGAUUUACAACUUAGUGCUGAUCGUACAUAUUUCGUCACGAGUUCUAAAGACAAAAGUGCAAGGCUUUACAAUACUCGAACGCUCGAUUUGAUUAAAACUUAUCAAGAUCCACAAACCCCAUUGAACAGUGUAGCUUUGAUCCCAGGUAAACCGUAUUUAUUGGUAGGUGGAGGUCAAGAAGCUAUGGCCGUGACGACAACAUCGGCUAGACAAGGACAUUUUGAGAUCCGAAUGUGGCAUCGAGUUUUCGAAGAAGAAGUCUCAAGGAUCAAAGGAGGCUUCGGUCCUUGUAAUUCGAUUGCUGUUCAUCCUCAAGGAAAAGGUUAUGCGAUUGGUGGAGAAGAUGGAUAUGUUAGAUUACAUCAAUUUGAUGAUACUACAUUCCGAUCAAAACCUUACGGACAUGAAACUGAACCAGCGCAAAUUGAUUGAUUGAUUGAUUGAAUGGAAGAAUGGAAGAAUAGAAGAUAUGAAAGUCUUUUUGAUCGGAUUUCAAUCUUCACAUCUGUACUUAGUCUGUGAAUCAAAAAGCUAGAUACUAAAUCCAAUCUAUUAUAACUCAAUAGAAUCUAGACCUUGAAAAUUGAUCGAUUUCUUAAAACGUGAAAUCGGU